CUAAUAAUAAUCUUAAGUCGACCAAAUCUCUACAACCAUAAUUAUAAUUAUUCUACUAAUUAACGAUAAGAGAAACCCAAAAGGCCGGUUUCUAACAGAAACUAUGACCCCAAGAGCCGCCCUGUUGUUCCCUUGAUGUAUCCAAGGCUCAUCAAGAAUGCUGCAGAUGGACUAACGUUUGAACAAACCAAAGAAAUGAAGAACAGAGGCCUAAAUUCCUAUCCACUGAUGAAGCUGACCAGGAAUGGUGUGUACGUGAAUGUAGUAGAUAGGGUUAGGGAGGCAUUUGGGACAGAAGACGUUGUGAGACUUGAUUGCACUCAUGUGGGUGAGAGUGACUGCAAAAGGAUUGGUGUGAAGCUUAGGGACUUGGUACCUUGUUUGCCCAUUUUAGAGGUCGUUUGCUUUUGGUAUUUUGGUGUUGGAUUGGCCCAAAAUCCAACAUAUGUUGGACUUUAUAAUGAAUCCAUGUUUGUUAGCAUAUAAUGGAUUUUGUUUCAAUCUGUGGGGUCCACUAAUAUUGGAUUAUUUGGAGCUAAAAUCCGUGGGCCCCAUGGAUUAUAAAAUCUUACCUCUAUA
Molecule: messenger RNA, 579 nt
Organism: Linum trigynum
Lineage: Eukaryota; Viridiplantae; Streptophyta; Magnoliopsida; Malpighiales; Linaceae
Source: the annotation of a GenBank genome assembly